AAAACACAUUCUUUUUCCUCGUGAGGGAUUCUGCUUGCGCAAGUGUAAUCGAAAAUGUUUAUCAGGUUAAGAUUUAAAAUAUAGCUACUAAGCUGAUGCUAUUUAAUCAGUAGUUUACUAUAGCAGAUUAGUGAUAGUCGAACGUGAUAAAAUUGCCAUCACGUUGUCAACAAUAAUAUUCUAAUAACAUUAUAUUUUUCGUAAGAUGUUAUAUUGAUUAUAUCACUGUUAAACGAUUCAAACUUGAAGAGUUAUCUAAAAUUGAUGGACGGUGUUCUUCAGCGUCACACUUCCCGCUUAUAUGGAAGAGCUCUAUUUGAAAGAUUAUGUGAACAUAUGAAACAAGUGCGUCAGGAACGGGUAGCUAUCGAUGGAGAUCUCAUAAGCUAUGCUCCUGAUGAGUUUGGAAAUGUUGGAAUGUAUGUAGCUGCAGAACCAUUAACUCCAGAACGCAAUUAUUUUGAAAUAGAAAUUGUUGAUCCUGGUGUGGAAAACAACAUUGUCGUUGGUCUUGUAUCUGCUAAACAUCCUCUUGAUCAGUAUCCUGGUUGGAUUCCAGAUUCUGUUGGGUAUCACGUAGGAGACGGAAGUCUGUACAGGGACGCUCCUAAAGGUGUAGCAUUUGGUCCUAUGUGUGAAGCUGGUGACCACAUAGGAGUUGGUAUUAAAUUGGAUUCUUCUGCUUCACAAAACAAUAAACAGAAUUACUGUGUGGUUUUCUUCACAAAUAACGGAAAAGAGUUUGGUUCUACCAUUUGUUCAAAUACUACGGGUGCUCUAUACCCUGCUGUUGGUUUUCAUUCCACUGGGGAAGAAGUACGACUCUCAUUAGACAUGCGGUGGAUGCCAGAAGAAGAUAUGUCAAUGUGCAUAGACAGUAAUGAAGAAGAAUGGUCCAGGUUACAUGACAUAAAACUCAAUGGAACGAUUUUAGAAUACUCGGGACGAGGAAAAAGCAUCAUUGAUGUUGGAUUAGCUCAAGCCAAAUAUCCAUUAGAUACAACGCAUCAUUAUUUUGAAAUUGAAAUUUUAGACCCUGGAGAAAAUUGUUAUAUAGCUAUAGGAUUAGCUAGAAAAGAUUAUCCCAAAUACAGGCAUCCAGGUUGGAAUAAAGGUUCCAUAGCAUAUCAUGCAGAUGAUGGCAAAAUUUUUGUUGGUAGUGGUGUAGGUGAUCCAUUUGGUCCUCGUUGUCAUAAAGGGGACAUUAUGGGCUGUGGCAUCAUAUUCCCAAGAGACUUUGUGAGCUUCUAUGAUUGCGACUUAGACAGCAAUGCUCCUUCUUCUGUAAAUCUUGAUUUAGAGGAGGAUUUCUCAGGAUCAUACAGCGAAUCGGAGGAUGAGGAGUGGUGGAAGGAGAAAGAGAAUAUUGAAACUGGAUUAACUAUACAGGUAUUUUUUACUCGCAAUGGAAAAACAGUUGGUCAAAAGGAAGUUUGCAUCCCUAAAGGUGGCUUUUAUCCUACUGUUGGAAUGCUAAGCAGUGAUGAGAGGGUGAAAGUAGACUUGCAUCCUUUGACUGGUUAAUCACUUUCUCUUCUCGCUCUCCAUAUUUUUGUGUACAGGUGCUUCUAAGUCACAUCUCAGCUGGUGCUUUAAUUUAACUGAAACUGCAACUGAUUUUUUUUUUUUUUCAAUCAUAAAUACACUUCUUUGGAAGUGAAGUUAAAACUCAUCUGAUGCAAUAAAAAAUUUGCUGCACUAUUUAGUUUUUCCCAAUAUGGUUUGUGAUUAUUUCAGUAAUUUUCAUAGGUCAAGUUGUCAAGUUCAUAUAUUUCUCAGAAGAAAAAAAAAGAUCCUUUUAUUAUAAAAUAUUUUAAAUGUUUUGCUUUAUGAAUAUAUUUUUUCUCUAAAAUUAUAUUAUAGUUCAACACAUGACAAAAUUCUUAAAUUCUUAAAAAAUUAAUGAGAUUGAAAUUUUAUUUCUAUUGAUUUCUUUGAUUUAAUAAUUUGCAGAAACAUUGUUUAUCAUAUUUUUUUUUAAUCUGAGAAGAAUUUUAAUAUUUUUUUAGACAGAAUAUAUGAACUUUACAUUUGAACAAACUGAAAAAAAAAGAUAUGAACCAUCCUUAGCUUUGAGUUGUAUAAGCUUUGAAAUUUUACAAUAUUUAUGAUAUACAGUUAUAUUUUUUCAUCCAAUUAUGAUUUGCUGUUGGGUGGGAGAAAUUAUUUCAGUAAUUUAUUUACACAAGAAUUAGAAAUUUGCUUAUAUUUCCGUAUUUUAUUCUACUACUUUUGAAAAAGCAAUAUAUAUUGUCUUUGCCAAAGAUUUCAUUGCUAGUUUCUUCAUCAUCAUUUAUACUGAUAAUUUUUUAUUUUAUUUCCCUAUUUACUACUGAUUGUUACUGUUUAUGGAGAUUAUAAAAUAUAUCUAUAUUUGAUUAAAAAUACAUAAAUAACGACUUCAAAAUACAUAUGUAAAAAAAGAGGCAACAGACUUUCAUCAGUUGAUGCUGUGUUUAGUAUUAAUACUUUAAAUUUUUAAAGUUUUGAUUCCAGUUACAGUUACUACUAUUCAAAGUAUGUUGUUUGUUAAUGCAUUCCCUUGAAAAAUUACGAUUACAUGUGUGUCAAAUAAAAACCAAAGUUAAAAUGGUAAUAAUAAUAAAGGCCCCAGUUGAAAUGAAACAAUUUAAACAUCUUGUCUUUUUGAUCAAAGAUUUUUUUUUCUGUUUAUAAAAGCAAUAGAUUUUUAGCUUUAAUUUGCAGAAAAAAUGAUUGUUUCAUAUUCUUUCCAGUUAGAGAAUGAAUUCAUAUUUUUUAGA
Molecule: messenger RNA, 2762 nt
Organism: Argiope bruennichi
Lineage: Eukaryota; Metazoa; Arthropoda; Arachnida; Araneae; Araneidae
Product: SPRY domain-containing protein 3-like
Exons: 11
Coding region: 265-1524 (419 amino acids)
Molecular function (GO): protein binding
Source: RefSeq, a predicted model, not a curated record